UCCCAGCAUGCACGCAGGCUGUGUGUAGCUGCCUGUGAAUUGUUGCUGAGUCCGGACACGAUCAGGCUCGGGACUGGGAGUCACACAGGAGCUGCCCAUUCAAAUACUGAGGAUCAGCGCCCGCAGGAGUCCGCUGGCCGGGUGUCCACCAUGAACACCAUCAGACAGGUCCCAGCCAAGGUGCUGCACCGCCGUUCGGUGCACAGUCUGGAGGCAGAGAGAGAGCAGUUUGACAGGCAGCAGGCUGCCAGCAUCAGCAAAGCUAUUAAUAGCCAGGAGGUACCCGUCAAAGAGAAGCAUGCACGAAGAAUUAUACUGGGAACACAUCAUGAGAAAGGUGCAUUUACCUUCUGGUCCUAUGCCAUUGGUCUUCCAUUAUCCAGCAGUUCCAUUAUGAGUUGGAAGUUCUGUCAUGUCCUGCACAAGGUCCUCCGAGAUGGGCAUCCAAAUGUUCUUCAUGACUUCACCAGGCAUAAAAGUAAUAUCCGUGAAAUGGGAAACUUAUGGGGCCAUAUGCAUGAUCGGUAUGGGCAGUUAGCAAGUGUCUAUGUCAAACUUCUCAGCACCAAGAUGGAUUUUCAUAAAAAGCAUUCUGAGUUCCCCCCGAAUCUGGAGGUAACUGAUGAAGUAUUGGAUAAAGCUUCAGGCACAGAUGUAAACAACAUAGCAUUGCUCUCUUUUUGGAGCUUCCAGCUUACGGUGGAAAUGUUUGAUUAUAUGGACUGCGAGCUGAAAGUUGCUGAAAGUGUAUUCAGAUCACUGGAUACCUCCUAUGCAGUAUCACAGACACCCUCUGGUCAGUGUCGCCUAGCACCUCUCAUUCAGGUGAUCCAGGAUUGCAGCCACCUUUACCACUACACUGUAACACUAAUGUUCAAGCUCCAUUCCUGUCUGCCUGCCGAUACUUUGCAAGGACACAGGGACAGAUUCUAUGAUGAAUUUCACAGCCUAAAGAGUUUCUUUAGCCGAUCUCGUGACAUGUUAUAUUUCAAGCGGCUAAUCCAGAUUCCAAAAUUGCCUGAGAGUCCUCCAAAUUUUUUGCGAGCUUCUGCCCUGGCAGAACAUGUGAAGCCAGUGGUGAUUAUCCCAGAUGAGGCCCCCGCAGACGAUAUCGAAGAACCAGAAAGUCUUAUCGAGGUCUCGACAGCUCCAGUGACCGAAUCUCAGAAUUUGGUGGACGUGGACAUAUUUGACGCUACAUUUGGUCCCCCAAAGAAUAAUGGUUUUGUGAAAGAUGAUAGAGAUCUUCAGAUUGACAACCUGAAAAAGGAGGUGGAGCUGCUGAAAGCUGAGAUAGAAAGAGUAAAGUCUGAGGCCCAGAAGUACAUUGCACAACUGAAAGCCCAGAUUAAUACCUUGGAGGCCGAGCUGGAGGAGACACGUAAACUGAAGCAGAAGGCCCUGGUUGACAAUGAGGAACUGCGCGUUGAGCUGGAGAACCUGCGGAAGCAGAAAUGCGAUACGGAUAAAGCACAGUUUAUGUUGAUCGAGGCAGAGAAAAAGGUACAAGCAAAUGAGCAACGCUACAAUAAACUGAAAGAAAAACACAGUGAUCUCGUCAACACCCAUGCUGAGCUCCUCCGAAAGAGUGCUGAGACAACAAAGCAACUGACGGUUACACAGCAGACCCGGGAAGAGGUGGCCCGUACAAAACAAGAGCUUGAAUUUGCCAUGGAGGAAGCUAAAAGGGAAGCAGAGAUGAAGCUAGAGGACCAGAACUUUGUAAUGGAACAGCUGAAAAGGGAACUGGCUGCAAGUAAGGAGGAACUGUCUACCAUCCAGGUCUCACUGCGGAACUCUGAACAGGCCAGCUCAGAGAUGAAUUCUAGGCUGCAGGGCCUGGAGGCAGAGAAGGACAAUCUGAGGAAAACAGUGGCUUCAAAGGAAGCAGAAGCGUAUUCCCUGAGGAACAUGAUUCAGGAAAAAGAGACGACGAUACGCACUGAGAAAGACAAGAGCUUGAGGGAACUGGAAGAACUCCAGGACAAAUUCACGGAGAAGGCAAAUCGAGAGCAGAUGCUGCAGCAGAAGCUUCUGGAUGAACAGUUCAAUCUGGUCCAGGAAACUGUAAGAGAAGCUGAGAACAUCAUUCAAGACGCAGUGGCGAAACUAGACGAUCCACUGCACAUCAGAUGCACCAGUUCACCAGAUUACCUGAUAAAUAGGACAGAAGCUGCCUUAGAGUCGGUGAAUUUGAUGGAACAGGGACACUUUGAGUACUUGAAGAACAUGGAAGAUGCCAGUGGCCUCCUUAAAGCACUGACCAGGUUUGCACACCUGACUGCAGAUACCAUAGUCAACGGCAGUGCCACUUCACAUCUGGCUCCAACUGAUCACGCUGACAGACUGACUGAUAACUGCAGAGAGUGUGGUGAUGAGAGUGUACGCUAUUUGAAUGAUCUGAAGGAUAGGCAGUCAAUUGCCCACGCUGAUCCAGCUGAAGUGAGGAGAGUAAUGCGGAGAAUUCUCGAUCUUGGACAGGAAUUGAGGCCUAAAAGCAUUGAUAUCAGACAAGAGGAACUUGGGGAUAUGGUGGAUAAGGAAAUGGCACAAACAUCUGCAGCCAUCGAAGAUGCGGUAAAGAGGAUUGAGGAAAUGAUGAACCAGGCCCGGAAAGGAAGCUCUGGAAUUAAACUUGAAGUCAAUGAAAGAAUCUUGAACUCCUGCACAGAUCUGAUGAAGGCGAUAAGACAACUGGUGAUGGCUUCUACAAGUCUGCAGAAGGAGAUUGUGGAAAGUGGACGGGGGGCAGCAACACCAAAAGAAUUCUAUGCUAAGAAUUCCCGUUGGACGGAAGGCCUGAUAUCUGCUUCCAAAGCUGUGGGAUGGGGUGCAACACAACUGGUAGAUUCAGCUGAUAAAGUUGUCCUGAAGACUGGGAAAUACGAAGAGUUGAUUGUCUGUUCACAUGAAGUCGCAGCCAGCACAGCACAGCUUGUGGCUGCAUCAAAGGUGAAGGCUGCCAGGAGCAGCAGAAAUCUCUCCAGACUGCAGCAGGCCUCCAGGCAUGUGAAUGAAAUGACGGCAAAUGUCGUGGCUUCAACUAAGUCAGGGCAGGACCAAAUUGAAGAUAAAGAUACUAUGGACUUCUCAGGAAUGUCGAGGAUUAAACUUAAAAAGGAGGAGAUGGAAACACAGGUGAAAGUGUUGGAGCUGGAAAAUAAACUGCAGCAGGAGAGAAUGAAACUGGGAGAUUUAAGGAAGAAACACUAUGACCUGGGAGGAAUGUGUGAUGAAAUAUUGGAGGAUGAAAAGCCACCUUCUAAACCGGAAAUUUCCAAGAAGCCACCACUUUUCCAAAAACCCAACAUCCCGGCAAAGAAAGAUACUCAGCUAAAUGCAGCCGACGCAACUUAUAUUUCUCAUUUACGAAGUUAUCAUUGAAGAAAGGAAUGAAAAUGUCUGCAGUGUUUUGGAAGGGGGAAGGGAUGGUCUCCUCCCUGCUGCUCAUCAGACGGCAGUGUUACAUUCCAGAAAUGUACUUGUUCAUUUUAUCAAAUUACUUGUUUUUAUCAGAUUGCUUCCAAUCAAACUAAAAUAAUUUGUUUGGAACGUAAAGGACAGGCGCUAACUUAUCACAGAAUAAUCACAUUAUUGUAAGCAUAGAUUAAUUUUCAGACUGGUCAAGUGGGAUAGAAUGGGAGGAGCUACAUCAAAGCAACUGUUCUCAGAGCAACUAUUCAUUUGGAGCCUUUGUGAAGAGAAAUCUAUCAUAAAUCAGACUGUUAGUAAUUAUAUUGAAUUUUUUUCUACAAAGUUUGUUAAAGUGUUCUGGUACACUUGAGCAUUGCUGCCGGGACAGAAAAUUUGACGAUUUGCUGCAAAGUGUCAGCAACACUAUCCAUGAAGUAAUGAAAUAUUAGUAAAAUAAUUUCAGAAGCUUUGUACAUACCUUCCUGGGAAACAACAUUUUUCGAUUGAAAUCUAUCGAGGAAAGUCUUUUUGUAAGUGGAUAUUUUAAUGGGUGGGGUAUAUUUAUUAGGAAUAGUCAAGGUGUAACAAAUUUGCUACAUAAACGGUCUUCAGCCAUGUUUCUGAAUUUCAUGUAUGAAAACAUGUAUUUUAAAUGUGAAAUUGGAAAUAAACGGUUAUUAACA
Messenger RNA from Chiloscyllium plagiosum (whitespotted bambooshark), 4097 nucleotides. It is a transcript of the gene hip1ra, whose product is annotated as huntingtin interacting protein 1 related a. Lineage: Eukaryota; Metazoa; Chordata; Chondrichthyes; Orectolobiformes; Hemiscylliidae. Gene Ontology annotation, biological process: actin filament organization; endocytosis; clathrin coat assembly. Gene Ontology annotation, molecular function: actin filament binding; clathrin light chain binding; phosphatidylinositol-3,4-bisphosphate binding. Gene Ontology annotation, cellular component: clathrin-coated vesicle; cortical actin cytoskeleton. The record is from RefSeq and is a predicted model, not a curated record.